This is a messenger RNA of Cherax quadricarinatus, 572 nucleotides long. Lineage: Eukaryota; Metazoa; Arthropoda; Malacostraca; Decapoda; Parastacidae. The record is from RefSeq and is a predicted model, not a curated record.
UAAUGCACAUUUGACAUAUGCUUCUGACAUAUCUUUACUUACCUAUCACAGAUGAGGAAUUGGGCGGAAGAGAUGGUAUGAGACAUCUUGUUAAGAUGGAAGUGUUCAAGAAUAUGAACAUCGGCCUAGCACUUGAUGAAGGCUAUGCAAGCUCAACCGAGAAAAUGGAGGUUUUUUACGGCCAAAGAACUCCAUGGCGUGUAACGAUCGAAUGCCAAGGGCAACCAGGUCAUGGAUCGCAGUUCAUUCCAAAUACCGUCGGUAAGAAGCUUCGCCACAUCAUCAACUCGUUUCUUGGUUACCGUGAUCAACAAGAGCAGAAACUGAAAGACAACCCUCAACUUGAUUUGGGUGAUGUGACCACUGUUAAUCUUACUUACCUUAAGGGUGGAGUACUAGUGAAUGUUGUCCCAGCAGAAUUAUCAGUAGCAUUUGAUAUCCGCAUUUGCCCAUCAGAGAUAGAAACAUUUGAAGAUAGAAUCCGAGGGUGGUGCAAAGAAGCUGGUGAAGGUGUCACCUAUACAAUUCGUGAUAAGGUCAGUGACGAGAUUAGUGUAGUGACGAGAUUGUGA